AUGGAAGGAAUCCAUCUUCUGAAUGAAGUUUUUUUCUGCUCUAGCAUCCUUACUAGGAAGCAACUGAAGUUUGAGGAAGCUUUCCAGGCAUUGAAGGGGAUGUGUGUCCUUCAUGAGCAGUUGGAGGUAGAGGAAAAUGAUCUUCGUGAAGAGGUGCAUCGUUUAUCAAAGAGAAAUAAGCGAUUGGUUGAUGGCUUAAUUGGUCGUCAUUUGGGGUUAAACCAAGAGUUGAAAGAGAAAACUCAACAAUUUAGGUCUUUGAAGCUUCAAUAUACCAAAACAUUUUCGCAGCUAUCGAUUGCAUGUUCGGGCAAGGAUGCGAGCAUCAAAUUGAUUGAGGAAAACUCAAGAAUGUUGUUUCUGAAAAAGAUGCCCAAAUUGCAUCUCUAG
Messenger RNA from Lactuca saligna, 390 nucleotides. NCBI's taxonomy places the organism in Eukaryota, Viridiplantae, Streptophyta, Magnoliopsida, Asterales, Asteraceae. The record is from the annotation of a GenBank genome assembly.